Molecule: messenger RNA, 855 nt
Organism: Ostreobium quekettii
Lineage: Eukaryota; Viridiplantae; Chlorophyta; Ulvophyceae; Bryopsidales; Ostreobiaceae
Source: the annotation of a GenBank genome assembly
AUGGCGAGUGGCCGACCCCAGCCAGACUUCUGCACCGACAGAUGUCGCCCGGGCGUCGCCCAUGCUGGACUGCGGCUGUCCGACAAACAGCUGGGCCACUGCCUGCGCCGGUCGGAUCUCAGAAUCCCGAAUGCGCGGAGGUCUUGGUCAAAUUUCGGCACGUCGCGAACGGGGGUUGGCACGAGCGGGGCCGCGGGUGACGUGGGGGAGAGUCUCGAAGACCUGAGGGCCAGCCUGGAGGCCGCCAUCGCGAUCGAGGACUACGCGCAGGCCGCCAGUCUGAGGGACAGGAUCAGGGCGCUGGAGACGGAAGACCCUGUAAUCGAGCUCAGGCGGCGAUUGCGAGAGGCUGUCGACGCGGAAGACUACGAGGAAGCUGCACUUGUCCGUGAUGAGCUUGUUAGGCAAGGUGGAGACUUGGAGGCUGGUACUGGAUCCAUAGAAGUGGAGUGCUUCAGUGAAACCAUUACAAAUGAAGUGAAGGUCCGAGUGAGAAGCUUCUUCCUGGACCACUUGUCAUCUGUUGACAGCGGACAAUAUGUUUUUGCCUACCAAGUGGAGAUUAUCAAUGAAGGAAAGGCCUCUGUGCAGCUUUUAAACCGACACUGGGUCAUCACAGACGCCAAAGGAAAAGUUGAGGAAGUCAGGGGACGGGGCGUGAUUGGCCAGACGCCCAUCAUCAGGCCUAGUCGCUACUUCCAAUACGUUUCCGUCUGCCCUCUCGCCACCCGCAAAGGGUGCAUGCAGGGGGAGUACGAAAUGGUCAUACUCAACCCAGAGAACGAGGCCACGGACACAAUUCAAGUCAGGAUUGGGCGGUUUGGGCUGGACGUCAGAGUGCAGGCGCCGAUGUGA